UUAUCUUGAUGGGGGCAGAUGCUCUCAUAGCCUGGUCCCUUCUCUGUCCCCCUUGUCCUCUCACAGGUGUCUUCGAGGGGCAGGCAGCCCUGAGGACUCUUAACUGCCUGCACGGUACUAGCUGUCCCGGUCCGCAGCUGGGAGGGAAAAAGAAAGGAGGAAGCCUCACCCAUCAGGUGGCCGGUACUAAGGUGCAGUGCUUGGUGGGGCCUUCAGAACACACCACAACGUAACCUGGCCCGAGUUCCCCAGCUGCUUCCCCAGCUACUCACCUGUUCCCAGAGGGUCCCAGAAAGAGAGAAGGGAGAGGGCGGGGGAGAGACCCCCAGUAAGUCCCCGUGCAGGACCGAAAUGUCUCGGUCCAUGGGCACAGUUUGGAAAAACAAUUUUCCAGACUCGUGGCGAGGGGAAGACAAAGGAGAGGUUAUCGGCAGGGAUGCGCUUGGUGGAGAGGGACGACCUCCUGAUCUUCGGGGGGACCUGACCGCAGGGGAGUUGGUGGGCUUGUUGACCGUGUUGCAGUCACUCGGCAAGUCUUCGCUGGCCAGCAGGAGGACUCUACAUGCUGCACACAGACAGGCCUCUGCUUCCCUCUCCCUUCGGGUUUCCACACUCGCGCCCCUAGACACAGCCCUGCCACCUGCCCCAGUCAGGCACCACUGAGUGCAUGUCCAGGCCCCGCCUGCCUCGCCCUGUGUCUGUUACCUAAUCCCCUCAGGUGACCCGCCCGGGAGUAGGUGCCCACAGCCCCAGGCUCCCUUUGUUCCCAGUCAGCAUCUCCUUGGAAAGUAGUGGCCGCAGCUAGAGGCUCAGGCCUGGCUUCUCUGGGGUCCUCCUUUUGUCCGUUCUUCUUGACAAUGUCCCUGAGUAGGGACACAAACCCGGCAGAAGGCCAGGUCACCCUGAAGGAAGCCCUCUGGCUGCUUGGGUUCUGGGCAGUGCUGGCCUCAGUCCAGUGCUCUCAAGGCCGCCCCUCAUGGCGUUACAUCUCCUCAGAGGUGGUGGUUCCCAGGAAGGAGUUACACCAUGGCAAGGGCGUUCAGAUGCCAGGCUGGCUCUCCUACAGCCUGCAUUUUGGGGGCCAGAGGCAUAUUAUCCACAUGCGGCCCAAGAAAAUCUUUUGGCCUGGACACCUGCUCGUGAUGACUCAGGAUGACCAAGGAGCCUUGCAGAUGGACUACCCCUUCAUCCCUUCCGACUGUUACUACCUCGGCUACUUGGAGGAGAUUCCUUUUUCCAGGGUCACGGCGGACACAUGCUAUGGGGGUCUCCGAGGCUUUAUAAAGUUAGAUGACUUAACCUACGAAAUCAACCCCAUGAAGGAGUCUCAAAGGUUUGAACAUGUCGUUUCUCAGAUAGUAGCAGAUGCCAAUGCAGUGGGACCUAUGUAUCCACUGGGCUACAAAGAGGAAGAAGACCCCCUGUUCUCUCCAGAAGAUGCCAGUGCAGCCCCCAGGAUCGCUAGUAAGGCCUAUUCAUCUCAUAGAGCAUAUCUGAAAGGAUUUCUUCAUUGUACUCGGGAAAUGCAUAAUUCCCUAGGAAAUCUGUCAAACUCUAUUACCUACCUGAUAGAUUUAGGUAGUAUAAUGGACUCGAUGAUUCUAACUCUUGAUACAAGGUACUAUAUUAGCAGCCUACUCGUUUAUAAUAACCGUGACCCAGUCAACACAGGAGAUCUUGCAGAGGGAGGUGCAUACUACCAGUAUUAUCAGAGAACUCUGUAUCCAAGUCUUGAUCCACACACAGCCCUUAUCCUGAAUAGGCAUCGUCCAAGAGACAAUCAGUAUGCGGUGCAAAUAUACGGGGUAUGCGGCCGCCGUAAUCUUGUCCCGGUUGGUCACUUGGGCAGACAUAAAAUAAUGGUAGGUGUCGUUGCAUCUGCCAUUACUGGGAGGUCUAUAGGUCUGUAUUAUGAUGUUAUGAGCUGUGUUUGCCAGAGAAGGUCCGUCUGCCUUAUGUUCUACUCUCCUUCAUUAACAGACACCUUCAGUAACUGUUCCUUUUACAUAUCCAACAUGUAUAUUUGUAUUCUGGUAAGAAGUGCAUGUUUCGAACUGCAUUUGUGUAUCACAAUAGAAGCCUGGCAAACGAUCGUUGUGGAGAUAAGAAGGUGGACCCUGGGGAGACCUGCGACUGUGGCUCCAUUAAGGAGUGUUACAGCAACCCCUGCUGUACCGAUGAAUGUCGGCUUACACCCGGAAGUUCUUGUAGUGUAGAUCUGUGCUGUUCAAACUGCAACUAUUCCCGCCCUGGGACACUCUGCAGGCCAACCCAAAAUAUAUGCGACCUUCCCGAGUACUGCACUGGUACAGAAAGGUUUUGUCCUGGUGAUGUUUAUUUGCAAGAUGGAACCCCGUGCUCCGAGGAGGGCUAUUGCUAUCAUGGAAAUUGCACGGACCGCUCCAUGCAUUGCAAAGAGAUCUUUGGCAGAAAUGCUGUGAACGCUGCAAAUGAGUGCUAUUCUAUCAACAAAAGGGGCCAUCGGUAUGGACACUGUAGAAAACUACCUGAGGCUGUCGAAUUUACUGCUUGUAGUGAUGCUGAUGUAUUGUGUGGAAGAUUGCAAUGUACCAAUGUCACUCACCUUCCAGUGUUGCAAGAGCAUGUUGGAUUUCAUCAGUCUGUGAUAUCAAGUAAGUUGUGUUUUGGGGUGGACGUACACCGUGGGACUGAAACAAAUGACGUUGGUUAUGUGAGAACUGGUACCCUCUGCAGGCCUCGAGUGUUUUGUUCAAAUACCUACUGCAACGGUACUUUGACUGAUCUGAGGUAUGACUGUAUCCCUGAGAAAUGCAAUUAUAGAGGGAUUUGCAACAAUAGAAGGAACUGCCACUGCCACAUAGGCUGGGAUCCUCCAUAUUGCGCACAGGUAGGUAUUGGAGGAAGCGUGGACAGCGGACCGCCGCAAGAACGAAAGAGGUCAUUAAAACAAGCCCAAGCGCCAAUCAUCUAUUUGAGACUGCUCUUCGGUCGCCUUUAUGCCUUCAUAGCUGCGAUGCUCUUUGGUGUGGCCACAAAUGUAAAAUCUGUCAAGACCACCACAGUUAAGGAAGUAACAGUGAAUGCUUAGAUAUCCUAAACCAGCCUCCUGACCCUUGUUCAACUACAGGCAAUGUAGAAGGAACAUGUGUGAGAAAAUCAGUAAUGAGAUGACAAAGCUGAAGUUCACUUCCUAGAAGUCUGUGGAACGGGGCUGGGGGCUCGUACCGUGAGUGGUCAGAAUUCUCACACCAGGUCUCUUUGAGAAGCUGCUUCCCGGCAUGCUGAAAUAAAACCUAAGAACACA
Molecule: messenger RNA, 3286 nt
Organism: Sus scrofa (pig)
Lineage: Eukaryota; Metazoa; Chordata; Mammalia; Artiodactyla; Suidae
Source: RefSeq, a predicted model, not a curated record